Molecule: messenger RNA, 2797 nt
Organism: Gaeumannomyces tritici R3-111a-1
Lineage: Eukaryota; Fungi; Ascomycota; Sordariomycetes; Magnaporthales; Magnaporthaceae
Exons: 2
Coding region: 107-1885 (592 amino acids)
Source: RefSeq, a predicted model, not a curated record
GCAAGAUGUCUUGCUUAUGUUGGCAGAUGUUUUUCUAGUCAAAAACAUCAAGGUCUAGUCCUGCCACUCAGUUCAAACGGCGUCGGUAGCACCAGCCCGAUGGUCCAUGAACAGCGCCAGGGACCCUUGCUUGCAUAUACCUAAUCUUCCCCCUCCACCUCGACUUGACAAGGCUGUAGCCAGCGCUACGGAAGAAGAGCCAUUCACCCACCACUACGCCGAAACCCCCAAAAAAACAAAAAACAAAAAACAAAACAACAACAAAAACAUGGCCGCCACCAACACGGCCUCGCCGCCCAGGGUGAGGCUCCGCCAGGGCACGUACGAGGGCGCGACGCGGGCCCCGAGCGCGCUGUACCCCAAGGCGCUGGCCGCGUUCCUGGGCGUGCCCUACGCGCAGACCACGGCCGGCGUCAACCGCUUCCGCCCGCCGCGGCCGCUGCCCCUAGCCUGGUCCUGGACUGCGGGCAGCGGCGACGAGCCCGUCCCCGCCGUGGCUUACGGCGAGGCCUGCCCGGGCAUCCUGGCGCCGCCGCCGGGCGUGACGGCUGGCGAGGACUGCCUCAACGCAAACGUCUUUGUGCCCGCGGCGCGCCUGCCCGCGGCCAUGGACGGCGGCAGCGGCAGUGGCGGUGGCGCGAGGGCCCCGCCGCCGCCGCUGCUCCCGGUGGUGGUGUACGUGCACGGCGGCGGGUUCAACAUGGGGCUGGGCGCCGAACGCGACAUGGCCAGCUUCGUGGCGUGGGCGGCCGACGACGUGGUGGGCGUGAGCUUCAACUACCGCGUCGGCCCGCUCGGCUUCCUGGCCCCGCCCGCCGCCGGGGUGGUGGCCGCUGACGAGGACGGGGACGGGGCGCUCAAUGUCGGCCUGCGCGACCAGCAGAUGCUGUUCGGCUGGGUGGCCGACAACAUCGCCGCCUUUGGGGGUGACCCGGCCAACGUGACUGUCAUGGGCAUGAGCGCGGGCGCGCACUCGAUCGGCCACCACCUGAUAUACUACGGCGCCCCGGACAAACAACCCGCGCCCUUUGGCAAGGCCAUCCUCGAGUCGGGCGCCGCCACGGCCCGGUCCGUGCUGCACCCGACGCACCUGCGCAACGCGUCCCAGUACCGCGAGUUCCUCGCCGCCGCCGGCGUGGACGGCGACGGCGACGGCAACGACUACAAGACCGUCCUGUCCCGCCUGCGCGCCCUGCCCCUCUCCAAAAAUCCUGGCCGCGGGCCGCGCCGUCUGGGACGCCUACGUGCCCUCGGUGUGCUGGCCCUUCCAGCCCGUCGUCGACGGCGACGCCAUCCCGGACCUGCCGGCGCGCAGCUGGCGCGCGGGGCGGGUCCUCGACGUCCCCCUCGUCACGGGCUUCAACGCCAACGAGGGCACCGCCUUUGUCCCCCCGCGCGGCGCCGACUCGGACGCCGACUUCCGCGCCUUCUUCGCGCGCCUGCUGCCCGCGGCCUCGCGCGCCGACCUGGACCGCCUGGCCGCGUCGUCGCUGUACCCGGACCCGGUCUCGGCCCCACCACCGUCCUCGUCGUCGUCGCCCGCCGCCGCCGCCUACCUGGGGUCGUCUCCCGUGCUGCCCGCGGGCAUCACGUCCCGCCAGUGGCGCCGCCUCGACGCCGCCUACGCCGAUUACGCAUACACGUGCCCCGUGCUGCAGACGGCGCACUACAUGUCGCAGCUACAUCGGCCGAGGAGGAGCGACGGCGGCCGCCCCAGCCGCCGCCCCAGCCGCUCGCGCGUCUACGUCUACCGCUUCGCCCCGCUCUCGCCGCCCUGGGCCACGGCCAACCACGCCGAGAACGCGCCGUUUGCGUCCCACGACCUGGCCCAGCUGCUGCUGCCGCCGGGGCUCGCCGCCAAGCUCAAGGGUGGUGGUGGUGGUAGUAGCAGCGGCGAUAGGUUGGAAGAGGAGCAGGCGCUCAGGGCCGCCGAGGCCCGCCUCCCCGGAGUCGUGGCCACGUCGGCCGCCAUGCACGCCGCCUACGUCCGCUUCGCCGUCUCGGCCGACGGCGACCCUAACCACGACGGCGGCACCGCUAGCACAUCCAACUCCUCCAACUCCUCCUCCUCCUGCUCCUCCACGGCUGCAAAGGUGGCGGCCGCCGGCUCCCUGCCCCGCUGGCCCGCCUUCGAGUCGCCGUUCCGCGGCGGCACCGCGGCGGCCCCGGCGCUGGCCCGCGACGGCGGCGGAGAGCGCGGUAGGCUCGUCGUCUUUGGAGACGGCAACGAGGAGCGGCUGGGCGGCAAGGGCAGCAGCGGCACCGUGGCCCGGGUCGCCGCGCUGUCGGAGCGCGAGCUCGAGCUGUGCCGCUUCUGGUGGGAGCGCGUCGAGCUGAGCCAGGGCGCCGGCACGAGGUUGGUGGGAGGGAGUCCGGUAAAGGCGAAUCUGUAGGCAUCCCCGUCAUGGAAUGGAGACGCGGAACCCCCCAUCCCCCCACCGCGUAUACAUGUCAGUUCCUUCCAAUAAGCCCAGGAAUGUAGUCCUUGUAUAAUAUUUCAUCAGUCAGCUCCGAGGCGGCGUCAUCCCUAUUCACAGCAUUCUUAAAGCCAUCCAACUUGGAAUGCUCGCCAGCUCAAUCACAGGCACGGAUAAUGUGAACCGGGGGCCAAUACAACCCUAUCUCAUCGCGCAGUCGAAAAGGUAUACGACAUAGGAACCGCUUGUCAGCUAUGUAGUUUAAUAUUCGUGUAUAUAGAACCGGGCCCCCGCCCGCUCGCGUUGAAUCCUACGCACCGCAUGUGACGCUCAAAUGUCACAUGCGGCAAACUGUUCAAUACACAUGAAUCUCCCUCCCA